Hyla sarda is the source of this 1570-nucleotide messenger RNA. RefSeq names its product urokinase plasminogen activator surface receptor-like. The transcript has 10 exons. Lineage: Eukaryota; Metazoa; Chordata; Amphibia; Anura; Hylidae. The record is from RefSeq and is a predicted model, not a curated record. Bases 155 to 1441 code for a protein of 428 amino acids.
CUCCUCUUCAGGGAGCAGCAGCAGAUGUGACCAAAACAUCCACAUUGGGCAGCCUUGUCAGAUGGCUAACUGCUCGCUAUGAAGGGUCCUGUCAUUUUAGCAUGCGUCUUCUGUAUAGUCAUGGCACCAGAGUCUCCCCUGGGAUCCCUGUCUGAUGUGUUAUUGUGGAGCACAAAGUGAGAAGCCGACAGACAUCAGAACCUGCUUCACCAUGAGACUCCUACUACUCGUCUCUGUUCAGACCAUACUGAUGGCUUCAGUUCAUUGUCUUAGGUGUGAAACAUGUUACACAUCUACUGAAAGAGGACAAACCGACUGCUAUGGGCCCAGCCUUGAGUGUAGUAAAAACCAAAUGUGUCUCACUCUGCAUAUAAGCACAUUCAAUAUUCAGGAUGGGCGUCUCAGUCGUCUUAAUGUGCAUUAUAUCAGGAAAAAAUGUUGGAAUUCCAAAGAUUGUAAUCAAAGUGGCAAAAUAUCAUCCCCGUCACAUAAAAUGAUAUUCAACACAAGUUGUUGCUCCUCAGAUGGCUGCAGGAUGCCGAAUCCAGAAUUGCCACCAGAAAAUAAUACACACAAUGGACUGGUCUGCCCCGCCACUUCUAUCUUCUUGAAGGAAAAAGAAAAUCCGACCUAUGCCAUGAAGUGCAGCGGAGACGAGACGCAUUGUUUCGCUUUCACAAGUGAAGGCAGAAAAACAAAGGAAUACAUGGCUGGCUGUGCAUCUUUUCAGUAUUGUCAUGUAAUACAUUUAAUCCGGGCAUUUUAUGAUGAUAAUGUAUUGAACUUUUCACCGACUGUCUGCAGAAAGGCGGACGGAACAAGUUCUUUGCCAGUGGUUAACUCAUUGUUAUGCUGGCAAUGUCAAGGAUCUGUUGACCGCAAAUGUGAACAAUAUGUGAUAUGUUCAAAUGAAUAUGAUGCGUGUGUGACCACAAUUUCAAAGACCUCAUACGGAGGAGAGAAAACUAGAGAGCUUUCAAAAAGAUGUGGAUAUUCAUCGGAGUGUGACAGUGCCGGGAUCAUCACCACGGCUCAGAAGAGCAUAUCCAAAAACACCACCUGCUGUUAUACCGACCACUGUAUUUCUCCAAUGCCAACCUUUCCUUUAGAGAGCGAAGAAGCCAAUGGACUCAACUGUGAAUCCUGUUAUUUUAAAGAAUACGGUAGCUGCUCUGGUAAAGAUCGCAUCGCUUGUACCGGGAACGCAACACAGUGUAUUGCCUACACACAGAAAGUGGUAAAAGGGACUUUUAAAAGGAGAGAAGUCUUACAUGGUUGCACCCACCCCAGUAUAUGUGAAAGUGGAAAUAUAAAUGUGACCUAUGAUCAAACUACUUUAGAAGAAACAAAAAUAUGUAGUAUCCCAGCAAAAAGCAGCGUACAUCCUCCUAACAUCCUAUGUGUUUAUGUUAUGUUUUUGAUAUGGUCAAACUCAAUGUAGAAAUUGUAGUUCAAGAGCUACCAAUACUUCUCUGCUUGUGGUCUACAAAUUCAUAGAAGGCCUAUACAAAGUCUUUGGACUUUCUGUGAAUCCAUAUACUGCAGUGAUGAGCACAUAUGAAUGGGCACA